Closterium sp. NIES-67 is the source of this 1112-nucleotide messenger RNA. Lineage: Eukaryota; Viridiplantae; Streptophyta; Zygnematophyceae; Desmidiales; Closteriaceae. The record is from the annotation of a GenBank genome assembly.
UCUAUCGCUGUUUAUCGCCAUGCUUCCUGUGCCAUCGCGUCACGCCUCAUCCUCCCCCAUGGCCUGCAGAUCGUUCUCAUGUCACGACUAAUCGCGUUCGCCGUGUCCUCUCCUCGUUCCAUUCAUGGCCCUGCAAGUUUCUAGAAGAAGGCUGCUAAGCGUUUCGCCAAGCCGCAGUUUAGCCUGGCGGUGGAUCACUCCGCUUGCCGCCGCGGGUGUGCAUCCGGGCUCCUUGGCUUCCGACAGCGACGCUUUAGCAUCAGCCAACGGGUUUUCGCCACAGAGGACGAUCCUUUCGACGGCAUGCGGCCGUAGCGAUUCCUUCGUCCAUGAAAGCUUGACGCGUCGUUUUAACGACCGGGUUGGCACUGCCAGCCCCCCGAUUAGGCCCUUAUACACGGCGGGACAGGCCAUGGCCAUGAUCGCGAGCAGCCCUGGACGAAAGGCUUACCUCAUUGACACGCUAGCGCUGGUGCGACGGCUGGAGGCGGAAGGGCUGACAGCACGGCAGGCAGAGGCGAUCACGCACCUGAUCACGGAGGUUCUGCACGACAGCCUCGACUCCGUCGCGCACACCUUCGUCUCCAAACCCGACAUGCAAAAGUCGGAAAUGGUCGCCGAAGCAGCUCUGAUAAAGUUAAAGGCGGAGGUUCAGAGCACGAUGGACUUGAGGUUUGCGGCGUUGCAAAGGGAGGUGGAGGGUCUCAAGAUCGGCGUGGACAAAGUGAAGAGCGAAAUUCGAUAUGAAGUGGACAAAGUAACUGCAGGACAGAGACUCGACCUUAAUCUUGAAAAGGGGCGGGUAAAGGAAGAGAUGAACGUUCAACUACAGGAGAUGAAUAAUCUGUCGAAUAAGUUGGAUAAGGAAAUAAACAAUCUCAAGACACAACUUGAAGCAGCAAAGUUUGAAAUUAUUCGGUAUUGCAUUGGUACGUUGGUUUCCAUCAGUGCUCUCGGCUUGGGUAUUUUGCGGCUAGUUAUGUGAACUAUUGGAUUGAGAAAGCGUGUGUCUUGUUUGUGCAAUUGGCUUGCUAACGGUAGCAUCAUCAUCAUUCUGUAAUGUGGUUCGGGCUCCGAGUGAAUGUUCCUAUAUUCCGAUAAUAUGUCAGGGA